Messenger RNA from Rhinolophus ferrumequinum (greater horseshoe bat), 2780 nucleotides. It is a transcript of the gene PARP15, whose product is annotated as poly(ADP-ribose) polymerase family member 15. Gene Ontology annotation, biological process: negative regulation of gene expression. Lineage: Eukaryota; Metazoa; Chordata; Mammalia; Chiroptera; Rhinolophidae. The transcript has 13 exons. The record is from RefSeq and is a predicted model, not a curated record. Gene Ontology annotation, molecular function: transcription corepressor activity; NAD+ poly-ADP-ribosyltransferase activity. Bases 264 to 2264 code for a protein of 666 amino acids. Gene Ontology annotation, cellular component: cytoplasm; nucleus.
AAGUUGUUUUCAUAGAAAUGAAAACGAAAGAUCUAGGCACGAGCCUGUUGGGUGGGGCCGGCCGGGCAGUGGGGGCGGACGGAGCCGAGGGCUCUCGCUGCUGGUCUGAGAGUCCUGGGGCUCUAGGGCCUCGACCCCCCACCCGAAGAACUUGAACACCAAGUUGCAGGAUUAUUUCCAGAGCCUGAAGAGAUCCGGAGGCUGCGAGGUCGGCCGGGAGCCAGGCAGCCCGCCCCGCUUCUUGGGGCUCGUUCGCCGGGAGGAUGGCAAGACACCAAGUAAGCUGGAAUGGUUAUCUUUUAACCGGAAAUGUUCUAGCCUCAACCCAAACCAAAGAAGGCCUGAACCUCAUGUUGAUAAGUGGAGAUGUUUCAUAUUUCUGUGCCGAUGUCAUUGUCAACACUGUUCCUAAGGAUCUUCAGCUCGGACGAGGAUCACUAUCUCAGGCUCUUUUGCGGAAAGCUGGUCCAAUGCUCCAGAAAGAGUUAAAUGCCACCAGACAGGAAACAGAGGAGAAAGUGGGUAGCAUAUUCAUGACAAGUGGCUGCAAUCUGGACUGCAAAGCUGUCGUCCAUGUGGUGGCUCCAGGCUGGGAUAAUGGAGCUGGGUCUUCUUCGCAGAUCAUGGCAAACAUCAUCAAGAAAUGUUUGACGACUGUAGAACAGCAAUCUUUCUCAUCAAUCACAUUUCCCAUGAUUGGAACAGGAAAUUUGGGGUUUCCCAAAGCUGUUUUUGCCGACCUAAUGUUUUCAGAAGUGUUGAAAUAUAGUAGCAGUGUGUGGCUGAAAACCUUACAAAAAGUUCACUUUCUGGUACAUUUAGAUGAUGAUGAAAGCCAUCAGGCCUUUUUAGAUAAAUUCACUAGGUGGUCAAGCGGAAAUCCUAAUGAAGACAAGAUUCUCAUGGCUACAGAUUUCCAAGGUCUCUUCAGAACUGUCACUAACCCUAAGUGCACAACAUACCAAAUGAAAAUUGGUGCGAUUACUUUCCAGGUUGCUCUUGGAGAUAUCACCAAAGAAAGCACAGAUGUUAUUGUAAACUCAACAGCAAGGAUGUUUAAUCUGAAAUCAGGAGUGUCAAAAGCAAUUUUAGAAGGUGCUGGGCCAGCUGUGGAAGAUGAAUGUGCUGUCCUAGCUACACAGCCUCACAGAGAUUUUAUAGUUACACAAGGUGGAUACUUAAAGUGCAAGAUAAUAAUUCAUGUUCUUGGGGAAAACGAUAUCAGGAAAACAGUUUCCAGUGUCCUAGAAGAGUGUGAACAGAGGAAGCACACAUCUGUUUCCCUUCCUGCCAUCGGAACAGGAAAUGCUGGGAAAAACCCAGUCAAGGUUGCUGAUGACAUAAUCAGUGCCACUGAAGACUUCACAUGGAAACAUUCUACCCCAUCAUUAAAAAAAGUGAAAGUUGUCAUCUUUGUAUCUGAGCUGCUAAAUGUAUUCUGUGAUGCCAUGAAGAAAAGGCAAAUCACCCCGUCACCAACCUUUCAGCCCUUAUUCUCCAAAGCUGUGUUUCUAUCGGUUAUCGGAUUUUACGGACAACCUAUAAUACUUGGGAAAAGUAGAAGAACUAUGGAACACAAUCUCCUGUCAACUGAUCAUUCUUCUGAGGGACAAAAUCAUGUCCAGGAAACAGGAAUAGCAAAUGAACAGGAAGAAGAUGGAAGAGAUAAUAUUCCUGACUACUGGACUGACAUGAAUCAGCCACCGACCUGUGUGAUCCAGUUAGAACCCGGACAGUCAGAAUACAAUACUGUGAAGGACAAGUUUUCACAGACUUGUCUUUGCUACACAAUAGAGAAGAUUGAGAGGAUACAGAAUGCAUUUCUAUGGGACAGCUACCAGAUAAGGAAAAAGCACAUGGACGUCAAGAAUGACCGUGCAGAUAAUGAGAGAAUCCUUUUCCAUGGGACAGAUGCAAACUCAGUGCCAUAUGUCAAUCAUCAUGGCUUUAAUCGCAGUUAUGCUGGGAAGAAUGAUACGGCAUAUGGAAAAGGAACCUAUUUUGCUGUUGAUGCCAGUUAUUCCGCUAAUGAUAUAUACUCCAGACCAGACAGCAAUGGGAGGAAGCAUGUUUAUGUUGCACGAGUACUUACAGGAGUCUACACACUUGGACGUAGAGGAUUAAUUACCCCUCCAGCAAAGAACCCUUUCAAUUCCACAGAUCUGUUUGACUCUGUCGCAGAUAAUAUACAACAUCCAACACUAUUUGUGGUAUUCUCUGAUAAUCAAGCUUACCCAGAAUAUCUCAUAACUUUCAGAUGUUAAAAAAAUAGGGUUUAAAAAAAAUCUCAAAGAAGUGAUUUCAUCAUCUAUUUAUAAGAACAAUUUAUAGAAUUUUUGUCUUUGCCUUUGGCUUGUUUACAUAGAUUUUAAAAAUCUCCCUGUUAGGUGCUGUAAUGCUGAAAAAAGCCUUUUAAGGUGCUUUAUUUCAAUUUGUAGUAUGCCUUUCUUCUGAGCAUAUUGAUGAAUGGAAGCUGAGAAAUGUAAAUGACACAGCUCUAGCUACAACUAUAGAUACCAAAUCCGUAGAAGAAAAAACAACAAAAUUUCUUUUUUCUAUUGGAAAAUAAAUAAGAUUAAUCACUUUAAAGCCAAGAUGUCAGUGUUCUUACUAUAUGUUAAGACAGUAAACUGUGUUGAGCUAAGCCAUGCUGUUAAAUGAAUGGCUACUGCUGGGCGUCUGCCACAGCUGGAAUUUUGCCUCCUUUAAGAAACACUUACUAGCAAUAGAAUGACGGAAUCGAAGAAUAUCGCCUCAAAGCUGUUGUGGAACAAAUCAGG